AUCUUAGGAGCCGCGGUGUAAUUGGAUAAAAGCCAGACUAGGGGGCGGGAUUCCAGCUGGUUUCCGCUAAUCGAUUAGUCAAUAUCUAAGAGGGUGGUACGGAAGGCGGCAGAUCUACGAUCCAAUUGGCUUCGGGUUUAGUUGGGAGGCGGGGAGAAUUCUUGGGAGGUGACUGAAGAGGUCCGCGGGCCGCCUGGGAGCACAGGAGUGAGGCCUGCAAGAUGGAGGAAGGUGGGAAUCCAGGAAGCCUGACUAAGAUGGUCCAUCUACUGGUCUUGUCGGGGGCCUGGGGCAUGCAAAUGUGGGUGACCUUCAUCUCAGGCUUCCUGCUUUUCCGAAGCCUUCCCCGACAUACCUUCGGCUUCGUGCAGAGCAAACUCUUCCCUUUCUACUUUCACAUCUCCAUGGGCUGUGCUUUCAUCAACCUCUGCAUCUUGGCUCCACAACAUGCCUGGGCUCAGCUCACAUUCUGGGAGGCCAGCCAGCUCGGCCUACUGCUUCUGAGCUUCACGCUGUCCACCGUCAACGCCCGCUGGCUGGAGCCCCGCACCACAGCUGCCAUGUGGGCCCUGCACAGGGUGGAGAAGGAGCGGGGUCUGGGCGGGGAGGUGCCUGGAAGCCACCAGGGCCCCGACCCCUACCGCCAGCUGCGGGAGCAGGACCCCAAGUACAGUGUCCUCCGCCAGACCUUUUUCCGCUACCAUGGUCUGUCCUCCAUUUGCAAUCUGGGCUGCCUCCUGAGCAAUGGGCUCUGCCUUGCAGGCCUUGCCCUGGGUCUCAGGAGCCUCUAGCACCCACUUCCGCUCUGGCCCUGCUGAGGCCCCAAAUGUUAAUAAAACACUUCUUUGGAAA
Mirounga angustirostris (Northern elephant seal) is the source of this 852-nucleotide messenger RNA. RefSeq names its product transmembrane protein 205 (gene TMEM205). Bases 222 to 791 code for a protein of 189 amino acids. The record is from RefSeq and is a predicted model, not a curated record. The transcript has 4 exons. Lineage: Eukaryota; Metazoa; Chordata; Mammalia; Carnivora; Phocidae.